AAAUUGUCAUCGUCAAAAUCCUAACCUGCCUUGUAAACAAUAGCGGUGCGUUAGAGUUUUAUUCCGUAAAACAUUAGGUGAAAAUAUUUAAUUGACGCAAGUCUUUCGGAGUAAAGGCUGACGAAUACAAAAAUUUUCUUUAAACGGUCAAACUCGGUCAUUAAAAAUGAAUUGCAGUGAUCCAUUCAACAACAGUCUACCGGCAUCGUCGUCACCAUUGGCUUCUUCAUCGUACAGGCAACAUUCUCCGUAUCAUAAAAGUGAAAUCGUUUCCCGUGGUCUAGAAUUAAACUUUUCCGCGAAAGUUAGUCGACAUUCGUUGAAAUGGGGAACAAUCAACGUUUGUCUCCUUUCUGUGUUACUGUUCGAUAUUUCCAAUCAAGAACCGUAUGCGCUAUCCAAAUGGUAUUAUGUUGAAUGUGUUGGAGCCAUUCUAACUGCCCUGAGCGUUGCCUAUUACUUUGGCAAAUAUUUCUAUUUGUUAUUCACCGUACAACCGCUGCAGGGAACCGUUCAACAAAGGGAGUUGCUUCAGUUUAAGGAUGGAGAUUCCUCGUUUAUAACGUCUCCACCGACGGGACCAACGCCCCGAAAAGAUGCGAAUGCAGUAAAUGUAACGUCCCUGAGUUGGCAUUCAUCCAUGAACGAUUCGAAUCGCAAUUUGACAUCGUCCUGUUGGACCGUCAAUCAACUGUCUCCGCAGAGAUUGAGCAUGAACAGUUUUGGUCCAAACACAUCGUGGCAGACUACCCGAGCGAAUAAUUCGAUGAAUGUUAGCGGUAAUUUUAGUCAGCCCAAUUCGCCACCGUUAUCAUUUUCAUCGCCAUACAAGUACAGUAACGACAGAGGAGAAAUUAUUUCCGAUGAGAAAGACAUGCAGCAGUAUUUGAGGAAAAUUGAGCGGCAAGAGAAGAGUAUGUCUCAAGUCGUCGAGCAUUGGAAUGAGGAGAAUGAUCGAAAUUCCAAAAAUUUCUUAUGGAACUACUGUAAUAAUGCGGCCAACCUGCUGAAGACGUCAAUCUACCAGCUAGCACCCACACAAACAUUACAAGCCAAUUCAUCAACAAAGGAUGAACUAGGAAUGUUUCGAAGUGCCUGUGGUGACAAUGACGGCAAUUCAGAUAUCAUCAAAACUUUCGGCUCGUCCGAAUUGACGCAAAGCGUUUACAAUUUGCGCAUGUGGAUCGCCUGCACUGUGCUGCAUCGCUUGGAAGCCGAAAUUGUGAAAACGAAUAAGGCGUUUGAGUGUCGCGGAUUUGUCGAUUUGAAAAUCGGCAGUGUCGGAUUGGAUCGAUUAAAGAAAACUGCUGAAAAUCAUCAACUGGUGUGCAUGGCUCCGGUUCUGCCAAUGAUCGUUCCGUUUUUGGAAAUGUCUACGAAUCAGGAAUAUCUGGUUCGGCGCAUCAACGAUUUGGCAAAAGGUUGCGUCUUGUCGGAGUAUCGAUGGAAUUCGGGCGGAAAUUACAAUUCGCUGAAUUGGGAUGAACAUUUACCGACAGAUUCGGCAGUAAUCUUCCACAUGUUCUGCACGUAUUUGGACAGUCAAUUACCUCCGUUGCCGCAACCGGGUGGACGAGCUUUCUUUAAUCGAUAUGUCGUUUCGGGUGAUAAAAAGUCGCCGAAAGAAAUUAUAGCUGAAGUGAAAAAUAAGACGAAAUGUGCCAUACUCUGCACGAACGUAAUGAAACCGAAGCUGAAUUUUAUCAGCGACGGUAAAAUUCACAACAGCGUUCACGACCGGAACAACGUUUUUUAUGUUAUCAUCGAGUUCUUGAUGUACAUGAAAUCAAAUAACGCUGGACUAUUGGAAGGAGUCAAUCUUGGUCGGAGUGGAAUCAACAUACUCAGAGUUAUCGAUGAACAACCGAUGCAAAAUUAGCUAGCAUUUGACUUUUAGUAUUUUAUUGAAGAAAAAGCGAAAGAAUGGAAAUAAAACAUGACGGAGGCUGUUACAAA
Molecule: messenger RNA, 1956 nt
Organism: Bradysia coprophila
Lineage: Eukaryota; Metazoa; Arthropoda; Insecta; Diptera; Sciaridae
Product: transmembrane protein 209
Cellular component (GO): membrane
Source: RefSeq, a predicted model, not a curated record